UUUCAAUUCGGGUUUUCCUUUCGGAUGAAGAGUGGAUUACGAGUCGAAAUACCUAGAUCUCAAUGACUAUUUGAACUACGAUUCGCUCUCUAAGUGAGUAAUUCAUAUGAAGCUGGUGCUACUCAUACGCCGAUUCGAAGUUAUUCCGUUCUAAUUUAUUCGUUUACGUAUCUUGCAAAAAUGGAUUGGACUGAAGUAUCACCAGGAGUGUACAGCAAAGAGCUCUGUGGGGUAGAGAAGAUCUAUCGCAAUAUUUCGCAGCUAUUCAAACCUGUUGGCCGCGAACAUUGGGGUCUCUAUUGCGUAUGUGACUUCGAGCUCGGUCCAUCAUUAUCGGGCAAAGACCCAGCAGCAGUGUUGCGCGAUGCAUGGAAAGCAUUGAGAUAUGACUUCCCAGCUCUCGCCGUGGCUCCGGAUGGCCUGACUAAAAAGACCUAUAUCCUACCAAACCAAUCAUCGGUAGAAAAAUGGGCUGACGAAACCUUCAUCGUCGAUCCGAUCUCAUCGUCGGAUGAUAUCUUGGCUUCUUAUCCGCCGCGAGACACACCAACCAUACACUACCUCCCUGAAUUGUCACAAGUUGUCUUUCUCUGCUCUCAUUGGCGGAUUGAUGGCCUUGGGACGUGUAUGAUAAUGGAUCGCUUUUUCACUAUACUCGCGAAAGCUACUGGCGCUCCUACUUCCAAGUCAUGGGCAAAUGAUCUGCACAAAAUCUCGCCGAACCUGGAAGAAGCCCUUGGAGUGCCAGCGACAGAAACACCAGAGGUCCAGGCCUUGGCGCGCGAGCACAUCAAAGAGCAUCAUAAGAAUGCCGUGCACGCAGGUGGUCUACCAUAUCUUGGCGAUGCGAAAACUCCCCCAGGACGUCCAGCGGCUACAGCUACGACCUUCAACGAAGACAGCACGGCAGCUUUCAUUGCUACAUGUAAAGCGCGCAAAGUUACCGUCACCUCAGCCAUUUACGCUGCCCUCGCAGGUGCGAUUCCCGUACUCUCGCUAGACGAAUGCACCAAGAAGUACGCAGCGGUGAUGGCAGUAAACAUGCGAAAUCACCUGCAAGAGCCCUAUAAUGGCAGAGACCACCCGGUCCAAGUUUAUGUCGUAGGGCAAGCACCCACAGUGGAUCACAGUUCAUCGUUUUAUGAAAAGACCAAGGAGUUUUCGAACCAAACCGGAAGUUGGUAUAAUGAAGACUUCAAACGCGCGUACCGUGUAGCGACUCAGUACCAAUACGAGGCGCUGUGCAACCGCGGCCCGCCCCCAAAGCCGCCGAGCAGCGUCACUUUAAGCAGCCUCGGCGUGAUUGAGAGAAACUUAUCUGGCGAGUAUGGUGGUGGUGCAGUGAAAGUAAGGGACUUUCGUUUUGGUGUGAGUAUGAUGACUCGUCAGAUGCUCUUGUAUGCAUGGACGUUUGGAGGGAAGCUACAAUUUUCUGUCAAUUACAAUGACGCUUAUCAUGACUCACUAGAAGUAGCAGCGUUUCUGGAACUUAUCGUGCAGAUAUUAAAGAAGGAAAUGGGAGUCACUUUAGUCGCGGAGUAAACGGAAGGGAUGAGCAAACAGAAACAAUAGAUUCUUCGGAUCGGACAAUGCUAUAGUUAUUCACAAGUCUAGGGAGCAACGCGCAUCAUGAGAGAAAUA
Molecule: messenger RNA, 1641 nt
Organism: Hypoxylon trugodes
Lineage: Eukaryota; Fungi; Ascomycota; Sordariomycetes; Xylariales; Hypoxylaceae
Exons: 1
Coding region: 181-1542 (453 amino acids)
Source: RefSeq, a predicted model, not a curated record